Molecule: messenger RNA, 2070 nt
Organism: Trichobilharzia szidati
Lineage: Eukaryota; Metazoa; Platyhelminthes; Trematoda; Strigeidida; Schistosomatidae
Source: the annotation of a GenBank genome assembly
AUGUCUUCGGAUGAUGAUCUGUUCCGCAGUUAUUCUCCUAAGAAAACUGAUGUAUUUGACAAUACAGGUGAUUUGUUCUCUGAGUCUUUCAUUGAACCAAUCCGAGUAAAAGGAAAACGGAAAGAAAAACAACAAGAUAUAGUCCCUGGUGUCAGUGAAUUUAUUCCAGACUUUUCAUCUUAUGAAAGGCAUCAAUUAAUUGUUGAAUCGGAUGUUAGCCAUCCUGCUGCUAGUCUUACAGAUCAAAUGUCAAAAAUUAAUCAAGAAAAUAUUACUCAACCUGAUCACAUUCCAAAUUCUGUUGUUGAGCCUAAGCAUCAGAUGAUAGGUGGAAGUUCAACUGCUGCAUUCUGUAGUACCCCUGGUCCUACGAACAGUUUCGCAUCAAGUUCGCUUAAAGUUGAUGGUGCAGUAGCACCAAAACCAGUAUCAGGUGAUGUUCUACUAAACGCCCUUCAAGUAACACCGAUUCACCCGGUUUUUACAAAUCAAAAUAUAUCACCAGCCUGUGAAAUGGAGAAGACUUUAUCACAGUUGGAUUAUCGUCUAAAGGAUACACCAUUACAACACAAUAAUGAUAAUAAUAAUAAUAAUAAUAAUAAUUGUGAUAGCCAUAAUAAUGAUGCAACACAUUACUCACUUUCAUUACGUAACCGUGAAGUGGCCGUUCAACUCACUCCAAUCGAUUUUUCCAAUCCCCUUCAUAUGUCACCGUAUAAUCCUUCAGAUGAACACAGACAAGACUGUCAACAACAACAACAUCAAUUUCAAUCCCCAGGAUUGAGUAAACCUGCUGGAGCUGGCAAAAAGUCGAGUUCAUACACAAAACGAUUAAGUCGACACUUUCGUCAUGAAAAUAUGAUAUUGAAUCGUUCAUAUAUGGAAUUACAUGGAGCUGGGGAUGCUAAAGGAGCCUUGUUAAAGAUUUGUGGACAAACCAACUACAAAACAUUUACUCAACUUUUGGUUCCUGCUCGGCGAAAAAAUUUGAAAAAAAUCGGUGAAGGGUGUUUCGGUGAAGUAUUCCGAUGUCCGGCUGAGAAUCGCCGAUCAAAACAUGUUGUCAUGAAGUUUAUACCAAUAGAAGGAGCUGUUAAAUUUAAUGGUGAACCACAGAAGACUUUCGACGAAGUACUUUCUGAAGUAAUUGUAUCUAAGGAAUUGACAGCUCUUGGUAUGGGCUUUACGAAUUGUACUUCCGGUUUUGUAGAGUUGAUAAGAGUUCACCUUCUGCAAGGGGCAUUCCCUUUGUAUUUGAGGAAAUCGUGGGAGGCAUACGAUAGAGUGAAAGGUUCUGAAAAUGACCAUCCAAAAAUCUUUCCCAAAGAUCAAUUAUGGGUGGUUUUAGAGUCUUCCUUUUGUGGUGUACCACUUGAAAAUAACAUUCCCCCCUGCCCUUGUGCCAGAGUCUCCCUUCUGCUGCAAGUUGGGUUUUCCCUAGCUGUAGCAGAACAAGAAUUAAAGUUCGAGCAUAGGGAUCUACAUUGGGGGAAUGUUUUGCUCGAUGAAAGUUGUAUGUCCCCUGCUGUAAAUAAAUCAACAAUGUCUUCUUCAUCGUCGACUUCAUCAUCUUCCUCCUCCUCUUCUUCAUCCUCCCGCUCCGUCUCCUCAUUGUCUUCAUCUUCAAACGAUUCUUGUUGUAAAUAUUGUUCUUAUUUGGACAAUAUGGAUGGAGUGGAACAAGAAGAAGGCGAAGAAGAAUCUGAUAAGGAAAAUAAGAGACAUGUCACUAAUGAAGAAGAACAAGAAGACGCUGAUGACAAAGAAAUGCACAACCAUAAUAAUAAUAAUAAUAAAUACGUACAAUUUCGUCUGAAUGAUCAGGCGAUCAGUGUUCCGAAAUGCGGUUGCACAGUAUACCUCAUAGACUUUACCAUGUCUCGUUUAGAACAAGAUGGUGAUUUAGUCUAUGUUGACUUAAGUAGUGACCCUACUUUGUUUCAGUCGCAAGGAGAUUAUCAAUUUGAUAUAUAUCGUCAUAUGAAAUCACACACUCGCGUCUGUGGAAUUUAUGAUGUUGUACAUCAUGGACAUUUAACAACAACUUUGUAUCAUCUAAAAGCUCCAUAA